This is a messenger RNA of Cetraspora pellucida, 544 nucleotides long. The record is from the annotation of a GenBank genome assembly. NCBI's taxonomy places the organism in Eukaryota, Fungi, Glomeromycota, Glomeromycetes, Diversisporales, Gigasporaceae.
AUUGAACCAAACUCUUAGUAAACAAGUAGAGACUUUUGCGGUCAAUAAUUUUACAAAUUAUAAUAUAGGAAUUCAUUUAAGGGAGAAAAAGAAAACACAUGGAUUAAAAACACCUGUAGAACAUUUCAGUGAAGCAGUGAAAUUGUUGAUGUUUGGAAUGAAAAACAUGAAUAUAACUAUCUUUGUGGCUGCAGAUAGUAAUAAUGAAGAAAGUGCUCUUAUCGAUAUGAAAUUGCUUAGUUUAUGUGAUGACUUGGUGAUUACAUAUGGUUCAUCAUUCGGUUUCGUUUCAUCAGCAUGGUCACUAAAAGCGUCUCGUCCAAGAGGUCCAUUUGUUAUAAUGCCAAUUAAAAAUUCGAGUGAAGAUUUCUAUGAUGCAGUUAAGGUUUGGGUGUGGGGCGCUACAUCAAUGUCAUUGGCCGUUAUAGAUAAUAUAUACGUGUUAAAAUUUUCCGCUGUAAACAGACAGUCACGUGCCGCGCGACGUCAUUUCGACCGAAGGAUGGAAUGGCCCUUAAGAUCAAAAAGAAGUUUUGGCCAAUAG